Carica papaya (papaya) is the source of this 907-nucleotide messenger RNA. The record is from RefSeq and is a predicted model, not a curated record. Lineage: Eukaryota; Viridiplantae; Streptophyta; Magnoliopsida; Brassicales; Caricaceae.
AGCGAGAAAAGCCGUUGAUAUAAUACAAAAUUACGUAAUUUCUGAAGUUUUUCCUCGCAUCUCUACAUUUCUCAGCAAGCGAGAUAGAGAGGAACAGCGAGUGAUGUUAGAUAGAUCGAGAACGAGGCCAGCCCGAUCUGCAAGACCAAACCCUAACCCUAGCAACUUCCUCCACAGAUCGAUUUCGAUAAUCGUUUGAUUGCCUUUUCCUUGGGGAAAGACAGAUAUUGGAAGGAAGGAACGCCAAGGAGGAGGGAUCGGUGACUGUAGGAUCGAAGGGAGGAUGCCGGCGCACGGGGAUCUGGACCGUCAGAUCGAGCAGCUGAUGGAUUGCAAGCCGCUCUCAGAGUCGGAGGUGAAGACGCUCUGCGAUCAGGCAAGGGCGAUUUUGGUGGAGGAGUGGAACGUGCAGCCCGUCAAGUGCCCCGUCACCGUUUGUGGUGAUAUUCAUGGCCAGUUCUAUGAUCUCAUCGAGCUCUUCAGGAUUGGCGGCAACGCCCCUGACACCAACUAUCUCUUCAUGGGCGAUUAUGUAGAUCGUGGAUACUAUUCAGUGGAGACAGUAACACUCUUAGUGGCUCUGAAGGUUCGUUACAGGGACAGAAUUACAAUCCUUAGAGGGAAUCAUGAGAGCCGACAAAUUACGCAAGUGUAUGGUUUUUAUGACGAAUGCUUGAGAAAAUAUGGAAAUGCAAAUGUCUGGAAGUAUUUUACGGAUCUUUUUGAUUAUCUUCCUCUUACAGCCCUCAUCGAGAGUCAGAUUUUCUGUUUGCAUGGAGGACUUUCACCUUCUCUGGAUACACUCGACAAUAUUCGAGCCUUAGACCGUAUACAGGAGGUAUCAUGUUUUCACUUGUCAGAUAUUCUCUUCAAAUAUAUGUCUAAUUUCUAACAUUAAAAAUAUUAG